CAGCUGUUGUCUAUUACAUUACAUUAUGGCUCAUGUACUUCACCUUAUGUUAUUACUAUUGUUUUACUUUGUUAUUUACUUCUCCCUUUAUAAUUUUACAUAAGCAAAAUAGACAAAGACAAACAAAACCCCCGGAGGACCAGCAAAGCAUCAAUUCAGAUGUUGACACGCAGAAUGCUAAUCUGAUAUCUCCAUCCAGGUACCUGAAGAAAACCAGGUCCGUCCAUGAGUUCCAUAAACCAGACCAUGAUAGAAGGCUUCAGACUUAAAGGGGUUUCAGAUGUUCCGGAACUACAAGUUCUCAUUUCUCUUCUGGUUCUUCUCAUCUAUCUCAUCUCUCUUGUUGGAAAUCUCACUAUUCUUCUACUGGUCGGCCUUGAUGUCCACCUACACACCCCUAUGUACUUUUUCCUGUCCAAUUUGUCUGUAAUAGACAUAUUCAGCUCCACUACAGCGCUCCACAGGAUUUUUGUUAUUGCCACAACACAAAACCAUAUAAUUUCUACAGCAGCCUGUAAGGCUCAGCUACAUAUUUUCGCUAUAUUAACCAGUAAUGAACUCUCAGUUUUGGCGGCCAUGAGUUUUGAUCGGUAUGUAGCCAUCUGUAGACCAUUACAUUAUCACACGGUCAUGAGUCGGAGACUCUGUGGUCUUCUGGCCUCAGUCAGCUGGGGGUUUGGGUUCGUAGAGCUUGUCCCUUUUGUUCUAUUCAUUUCCAGGUUCACUUGUUACAUUUCUAAGGAAAUCGAUCAUUAUUUUUGUGACCUUUUGCCCAUCCGGGAUAUUACUUGCAGUGACACCACAUUUUUGGACCUUUACAUUCUAAUUUUUGGCAACGUUCAUGUAUUUAUAUUACUAAUCCUUACUAUAGUUCCCUAUUUCUAUAUAAUUUCCUGUAUUUUAAGGAUAAGCUCGUCUGCUGGCAGACGUAAAGCCUUCUACACGUGUUCCUCACACAUCACGGUGGUUGUGUUCUUCUACUCUUCCAUCGUCUUACAGUAUAUAGUAACCAUAUCCGGGAACAACAUGGGUUCCAACAAAAUCUUCUCUCUGUUUAACACGGCUAUUGUCCCCAUGAUGAACCCCCUGAUCUAUAGCCUGAAAAAUAAAGAUGUAAAAGCAGCCCUACGACGACAACUGAAAUUGUGCGGAAUAAAAAAUUAACAUUACAGAGUCUUUUUGGACGUAGGGAAUAUUGUCAAAGUCAAGGCAAAGGAUGGAUCACAGUCAACCUAUCAAAUAUUUAAGUCCAGUAGAAGACAAAAUUAAAAAAAAGCAAGCCGGUUAACCACCCAUGUGAACACAGUUCAAUGUAGAAAGCAUGGCCUUUGAAUGAAGCAUGGAGAGGCAACGGGCCGGAUACUGUGUAUCAUAUGAAGAAACAGAGAGGUGUAUCCAGCUCCAGGAAGAGAAAAAUAUUUACUGUGGUUUUCGCCGUAUAAG
Messenger RNA from Hyla sarda, 1443 nucleotides. Its product is annotated as olfactory receptor 6C74-like. Gene Ontology annotation, biological process: G protein-coupled receptor signaling pathway. The transcript is spliced from 3 exons. Gene Ontology annotation, cellular component: membrane. NCBI's taxonomy places the organism in Eukaryota, Metazoa, Chordata, Amphibia, Anura, Hylidae. The record is from RefSeq and is a predicted model, not a curated record. Gene Ontology annotation, molecular function: olfactory receptor activity; G protein-coupled receptor activity. The coding region runs from base 33 to 269 and encodes 78 amino acids.